CCAGCUAGCAAAAAAUAUCCGCACGGCUUCUUUUUGCCGCCGGCCCUAAGCUGUCGGCUAUAGGUGCGUCCCGCUGGCGGGGAUGAAACGUUUGCCGCCGAAUACGUCACUCCCAUUUCUUGCGAGAUGCCGCCGGCGAAAAGCCGGCGGGCCGACUGCUUCAUUUUCUUUGGCGGUUGCCUCCGUCUAAUGGACCGCGGCCGGCUGGCGGCAAGCCGCUUUGAAAUGCAAGGAUUUCUACUAAAAUCGACCAGCAGCCAAGGCUAUGUUUAGCAUGUUGGGAGUUAGAAUGGAAGUGGAACUGACAGCAUUUUAACUACUUUUCACAUCUGAAGCGAUUAUAAAAUCAUAAUAGCCUAUAUGUGAAUUAAAUCCCAUAUUAUUAUUAUUAUUUUUUUUUUUUUUAAGCCAUUAGGGUUUAUUCUUGACUCUUGAUUCCAUGAUAAGGUACGGUUUAGGAAAUUACAUUUAAAUUACUUUGAAACUCUGAAGCGAUAGAGUAGCCUAAUAGGCUAUAUGUAAAAUUAUUUUAUGCACUUAGGUGAAAAUUGUUUACAUUUCUUUGAUUUAUGCACAAUUGAGACAUGCAUAAACCAAAAAUAAUUCCUUUUGUAAAACUUACUUGGCAAUAAAUAUCUUUCUGAUUCUGAUUAGGUUUUAAAAUAGAUAUUUAAUUCAUGGUAUGAACAAUUUAGCUGAAUAAAUUGAUGAAGUUAGACUUUUCACUAAUGCCUGGCUACAUCAGUGAACAGUGAAAGACAUCUGCAACAUGGCCAAAAUCUUGGGUAGGUCUAUACUUUAUAAUUUUUUAUUAAUUUGCAACCAUGGUAAUAGCCUAUCAUAAACAGGAAAAUCUCUGUUUUGACCUGAUCAGAAGGAUAAACUAAAAUCUAAAAGCUCCUCUGGUUUCACAGCUGCACUGGCAGAUUUAUGAAAUAUUUAGAAAUAUUUCGUCUUUCUGCCAUUCCAGGAAAUGUCAUUUAUGUCUUUCAUUUUUUUCCAACCUCGAUUUUUUUUUUUUUUUUUUUUGACUUUUUACAUGUAUAAGGGAUUAAUUUGCAAUUGCGACCUGUACAAAUGUUUAAGACAGUAAAACACUUAAAAAAAUGUAAACACAUUAUAAAUGUUAGAAAGUAUAGGUUUUCACCAUUGCUGUGUUCAGGAUUUUUUUUGGGGCGGAGCUAAAACGGUGGCUCGAUGACGCACUGGAGCCACUGAGCUCCUGGCCCCUCCCCAAACAACAUAACUAGAGCACACAUUCGCGUCAGUUCGCCGUUCAAUCGCGAGUUUCUGUGGACUACCAUCGUUUAAAUACCUUGACCGGAGCAUAACUGGUUAACUUCACACAAGAGACCUACUGUUGGACAAUCGUUUUGGCUUUAAAGCACAGAAGAUAGUGAGGAGGAAGAGGAUUGCCUAAGGACACAAUUGGCAGGGUGGGCUAUUGACAACAUGAUCCCCCAUGUGGCACUGGGUAAGCUUUUAACCAUUUUGUCCAAGGAUCAUCCAACCCUUCCUAAAGACCCAAGAACCCUUCUGAAAACAGUGACUUGUGUUAAAACAACAGAACUCUCAGGUGGUGUAUACCAUCACUCUGGAAUUGAAAGUGGAAUACUAUCACAGUUUUUAGUGUCUCCUGAAUUGCAGAAGUUGACGUCAGUUUCAAUGCAAGUUAAUGUUGAUGGACUUCCACUUUUCAAAAGCUCAAAUGCCCAGUUCUGGCCAGUUCUUGGUUUAAUUGAGCAAUACGUGUGUAAUGUCCAACAAAACAAACUUCCAUUUGUCAUUGGUCUCUAUUAUGGGAAGAAGAAGCCAAGCAGCCUUCACUUUUUGAAUCCUUUUGUAGAAGAGGCACAGCGACUUGAAGCGGAAGGAGUUCUGUUUGAAAGGAGAGCACUUCCUUUCAAAAUAUCAACAUUUAUCUGUGACGCCCCUGCUCGUGCACUUGUUCGAAAUGUGAAAGGUCACAGUGGAUAUUAUGGGUGUGACAAGUGUGUUCAAAAGGGGGUCCACUACGAGAACAGGAUGACCUUUCCUCAAACAGAUUCUGCUCCAAGAUUAGACCAUGCAGUCCGUGAUGAACUUUCUGAUGACAGUCAUCAGUGUGGAGAAACGCCAUUGGCAUUGUUGUCUGUUGGUUUGGUCACCCAGUUCCCACUGGAUUAUAUGCAUCUGGUAUGCCUUGGAGUGACAAGAAAGUUGUUGCAUCUUUGGCUAAAGGGACGGCGGCUGACAAGAUUUUCGCCCAGCAUGGUAAAAGAGCUCUCCAGAGUACUCCUGACCUUCACACCUCAUGUUCCGUGCGAGUUCAACAGGAAGCAACGAUCCAUGGAAGAUGUUGAGCGUUGGAAAGCUACAGAAUUCAGGCAGUUCCUCUUGUACACUGGACCAGUCAGCUUAAAAGGCCUUGUACCAACUCAAGUGUACAACAACUUCAUGCUGCUUUCAGUUGGCAUCACCAUCCUACUGAAUGUGUCCCUGUGUGCUGACCUUGCAGACUAUGCACACAGAAUAUUGGUUCUCUUUGUUGAUCACUGCAGCAAGCUUUAUGGAAAAGAACAUGUGACAUACAACAUGCAUGGAUUGGUGCACCUGAGCCAAGAUGCCAAAAAGUAUGGCGUCCUUGAUAACAUAUCAUGCUUCCCAUUUGAAAACUUCCUUGGGUGUCUGAAGAAACUGUUGCGCAAGCCUGCACAACCACUGGAGCAGGUUGUUCGCCGAUUGUCAGAGAGAAGUCAGCACAGAAGAACAAACAUCUCCAAAACAAGGUCCUUGAGAGAGCACAACCAUGGACCACUUCUCAACGGUCUUUCUGUGAAAAAGCAGUAUGAGGAGUGUUACUUUCAAGACUUUGUUGUGAAACGUUCAGAGGGAGACAACUGUGUCCUGUUGGAAAAUAAAGACAUAGUUGUUAUACAGAAUGUCGUAGUUGAUGAAAUGGACAACACUUUGCUCAUCUACAAGAGGUUCCGGAACAUGGUCGAUUUCUUCACUUACCCUGUGGAAUCUUCCAAGCUAGGCAUUUUUCAUUUAUCUGGCCUGUCAGAAACACUCCGCUUUACCCAUAUAGCAAAUGUGCAGAAGAAAUAUUAUCUUCUUCCUUGCCUGGAUGGAAAGGCUGGUUUUCCGUUGAUCCACUUGUAAAAA
Molecule: messenger RNA, 3147 nt
Organism: Carassius auratus (goldfish)
Lineage: Eukaryota; Metazoa; Chordata; Actinopteri; Cypriniformes; Cyprinidae
Exons: 3
Coding region: 1453-3144 (563 amino acids)
Source: RefSeq, a predicted model, not a curated record